Messenger RNA from Balaenoptera ricei (Rice's whale), 583 nucleotides. It is a transcript of the gene STMN2, whose product is annotated as stathmin 2. Lineage: Eukaryota; Metazoa; Chordata; Mammalia; Artiodactyla; Balaenopteridae. Gene Ontology annotation, biological process: regulation of microtubule polymerization or depolymerization; microtubule depolymerization; neuron projection development. Gene Ontology annotation, cellular component: cytoplasm; growth cone; neuron projection. Gene Ontology annotation, molecular function: tubulin binding. The record is from RefSeq and is a predicted model, not a curated record. The coding region runs from base 44 to 583 and encodes 179 amino acids. The transcript is spliced from 5 exons.
ACCCUCCGCCUUCGCCAACGCUCAGCAUCUGCACAUCCCUACAAUGGCUAAAACAGCAAUGGCCUACAAGGAAAAAAUGAAGGAGCUGUCCAUGCUGUCACUGAUCUGCUCUUGCUUCUACCCGGAACCUCGCAACAUCAGCAUCUAUACUUACGAUGAUAUGGAAGUGAAGCAAAUCAACAAACGUGCCUCCGGCCAGGCUUUUGAGCUGAUCUUAAAGCCACCAUCUCCUAUCUCAGAAGCCCCACGAACUUUAGCUUCUCCCAAGAAGAAAGAUCUGUCCCUGGAGGAGAUCCAGAAGAAACUGGAGGCUGCAGAGGAAAGAAGAAAGUCUCAGGAGGCUCAGGUGCUGAAACAAUUGGCAGAGAAGCGGGAACACGAGCGAGAGGUCCUCCAGAAGGCUUUGGAGGAGAACAACAACUUCAGCAAAAUGGCAGAGGAGAAGCUGAUCCUGAAGAUGGAACAAAUUAAGGAAAACCGUGAGGCUAAUCUAGCUGCUAUUAUUGAACGUCUGCAGGAAAAGGAGAGGCAUGCUGCGGAGGUGCGCAGGAACAAGGAACUCCAGGUCGAACUGUCUGGCUGA